CCGUGCCGUGCCGGGCCGGGCCGGGGGAGGUGGCGGCGGCGCCCGGUGCAGCCCGCUGCCCCCCCAGCGCCCGGCGCGGCGCCGCGGCCCCGGCAUGUCGCGGAAGAAGGCGGCUCGCAGCAAGGGCGGUGGGGCCGCGCCCUCCGCCGCGCUGCCCCCCGCCGCACAGGGCUCCGGCCGUGCUGGUGCCGGUACCGGUGCCCCGCGGGGCUCCGCGCCUGCCGUCCCCGAGCUGCCCCGCAGCGGCGGCGCGGCGGCCGGGCGGCCCUCGCUCAGCAGCAGCGGCGAGUUCUACGACCUCGCCUUCAAGGUGAUGCUGGUGGGCGACUCGGGGGUCGGCAAAACCUGCUUGCUGGUGCGGUUCAAAGACGGCGCUUUCCUCGCUGGCAGCUUCAUUUCCACGGUUGGAAUCGAUUUCAGGAAUAAGGUGCUGACAGUGGAUGGAGUGAAGGUGAAGCUGCAGAUCUGGGACACGGCCGGGCAGGAGCGCUUCCGCAGCGUCACCCAUGCCUACUACCGCGAUGCCCAUGCCCUGCUCCUCCUCUACGAUGUCACCAACAAAGCGUCGUUCGACAACAUCCAGGCUUGGCUGACAGAGAUCCAUGAAUACGCACAGCAAGACGUGGUCCUCAUGCUACUGGGGAACAAGGUGGAUUCAGCCCAGGACAGAGUGGUGAAAAGGGAAGAUGGAGAAAAAUUAGCCAAGGAGUACGGAGUGCCCUUUAUGGAGACCAGCGCAAAAAGUGGCCUCAAUGUCGAAUUAGCGUUCACAGCCAUUGCAAAGGAACUGAAGCACAGGUCCAUGAAGCUGCCCAACGAACCCAAAUUCAAGCUUCACGACUACGUGAAGAAGGAAGUGAGAGGCUCCGGCUGCUGCAGGUCCUAAUGCGCUCGGUGCAUUGUACAGAGACUCAUGCCAAGUGUUUGUGCGCCGCGCUCCCUCCUCGUGGGCAAUGUGUGCAUGUCUGUCUGUCGUGUCUGUAUCUGCCUAGAAGGUAAGCUGAGACAUGGGGAAUGAAGCAGCAGCAGAAAAAGCUCUCUGGGAUGGGGUGGGCACUGGCUGUGCUGCAGCCACAUGCCAGGCGCUGCUCCCUGAACCCCCAUUGCAUCCAUCCGCACCGUGAGCCCUUUGGCUGUCCUCGCCGGUCGCUCCCACCUGGCUCAUCCUGAUGCAGGUGGGAGGUGGGCGUUUGGGAAGGGACUGCUGGGGGCUGGGGUCUCACUGCUGCUCCCUCCGGCGCAGCGGCAGGUGGUAGACCCGGCUGUCUCCGCUUGUUCAGCAGCAGCCAGGAGCACGGUGGGGCAUCUUUAACGUUAGUAAGAGUUACGGUGUGAGGUAGGGGAACAAACGCCUUCUCCCCACCAAACAUCUGGGUAGGAAAAAGUCCUGAAUUCCCUUUUUUCCCCCCGUGUACCUGGAAGGCAGCUGCUCAGAGCCCUGGCCUGGGGCACGCAGGGAAGGCUCGUUUUCAGGGUAACCGUUUUUGUAGUUGCUUACUUCUGUCUGUCCCACUUGCGCAUGGUGUAAGACACCUCCUCGAUGAAGGUUUCUCCUCUCCCCUGCAGAAGACAAGAGCUUAGCUGUCUGUCCGAGUGAGCUCCUGCUGACCUACCUGUUGUACAGAGAUUUCCUGAAUGUUUAACUGGUUGGCGAAGGCUUUGGUUCUGCCGUUUCUAGUACUUUAAUUGAGAAGAAAUCUAAUGUAUUGCAGCUUAUUCUAAAUACUUUCAUGUAAGUGUGGUAGCAUUUUUAGACUGCAACAAUGCUUUGAUAUCUCCAAAGUUCUCUUGGGACAGCUUUUAACUGAGGAAAGCUGGGGGAAGGCUGUAGGCAUUGAUUUUGCAGGUUUCAGACUCUCCUGCCAGCUCUCUUCAAUGGACUGCUCACCUCUUUGGUCUGUGUCAGGCAUUUGGUGUGCUUUUUUUUU
This is a messenger RNA of Falco peregrinus (peregrine falcon), 1928 nucleotides long. It is a transcript of the gene RAB26, whose product is annotated as RAB26, member RAS oncogene family. Gene Ontology annotation, cellular component: Golgi apparatus; endosome. The record is from RefSeq and is a predicted model, not a curated record. Lineage: Eukaryota; Metazoa; Chordata; Aves; Falconiformes; Falconidae. Gene Ontology annotation, molecular function: GTP binding; GTPase activity. Bases 95 to 886 code for a protein of 263 amino acids. The transcript is spliced from 9 exons.